CUCACUCAAAUACCUCGACUUGCCCUCACCCCUUUCUCUCUUUCUCUGCGUUCACUUCUCCCUUUGAUCAUCCAAAAUCUCUUAACCAUCAUUCCUUGGAAGCAAAGAAGAUAAUCGAGUCAAUUGGCUUUUGUGCUAUUUGUCAGACAUAGGAGAGUGAAUGUGUUAAUGGAGACCAAAGGUGGCAAUAAGAAGAGCAGAAGCUGUAGUUGUAACAAUAGGUCCGUGCUGUACGAAGUCCCUCUUGGAUAUCGCAUUGAAGACGUUCGACCACACGGCGGCAUUGAAAAGUUCCGAACUGCUGCAUACUCCAACUUCCUGAAGAAACCAUCCUGAGAUUCCUUCAAGGACAUUGGUUGCAUCCGUAGAAUAAAAAGCUUCCCAUUUUCUAGUUUGAUUUUCUUUUAUUUUCAUCAGAAGAUUUGAUUUCAAGAGCCCAAAUCCCAAAGAACCCGGUUGAAGCAGUUGAUCACUCAAAGGGUUGCCAGGAGGCUGCUCAGUGCGACAAGCAAUGGCCGUGUUAACUGAACCGACCACCGAGUCACCAAUUCAGUCCCCGAUCGGGUUUGAGGGCUUUGAGAAGCGCCUUGAGAUCACCUUUUCCCCUGCACCAAUUUUCACCGACCCUCACGGACUCGGCCUCCGAGCUUUAACCCGGAGCCAGCUUGAUUCAAUCCUUGGGCCUGCCUGCUGCACCAUAGUGGCCCAGCUUUCGAACUGUGAGUUGGACUCAUAUGUCCUCUCAGAGUCAAGCCUCUUCGUGUACCCGCUGAAGAUAAUCCUCAAAACAUGUGGGACCACUAAGCUGCUUUUGUCUAUCCCGCCAGUUCUAGAGCUAGCAGAGUCGCUCUCCCUCUGUGUCGACUCGGUUAUGUACUCGCGGGGCAGCUUCAUUUUCCCAAAUGCCCAGCCUGCUCCACACCGGAGCUUCGCCGAGGAGGUUGCGGUCCUCAAGUGCUUCUUUAAAGACCUGACCGGGGCCGCAUAUGUUAUCGGAGAUCCCAGAACUGUUAACCGGAAGUGGCAUGUGUACUCUGCCUGUUCUAAGCCGUCACAUUGGAACGGCCAAACUGAUGUGAUCGGGAUUGAAAUGUGCAUGACUGGCUUGGCCAAGAAGAGGUCAGCUACAUUUUUCAAGAGUUCAGAUGGCAAAACCCGCUCUGCACAUGAAAUGACGGAGAACUCUGGGAUAAACAAGAUCAUCCCGGGACAUGAGAUCUGCGACUUCAACUUUGACCCCUGUGGAUAUUCGAUGAACGGGAUCGACGCUGCAGCCUACUCCACCGUGCACGUAACCCCAGAGGACGGCUUUAGCUACGCAAGCUAUGAGGCCUCAGGAUUCAAUCCAAGGUCCGUGAAAUUUGACUUGCUGAUCAAGAAAGUUUUGGAGUGCUUUGAGCCCCAAGAGUUCUCGGUGGCGGUCACAUGCGGGGCACAUGACAAGUGGUGGACCAAAGGAUCGGCUUUCGUAAAGGGCUACCUCGGCAGGCCCAUUGUGGAGCAGGAGCUGCCCGGUGGCUCAGUUGUUGUGUACCGGAGUUACAAGAAGGAGCAGAGGGGGCAUACUGUAGUGCACUGCCCUUUUAAGGUGGCUAAAGCGUGCAGGGAAGAGGCAGCGGAGGCGGUAGAGGAGGUGGUGGAUGAGGCCUGAGGACAGCGCGGUUGCGUGUCGGGCCAGUGUUUCACCGGCAUAGAGUCCGUCGCUUACAAAGGAAAUAGAAGUCCGAAUAAAGGGUAUAGUUAGCCCCACUUAUGGAAAUUAAACCUGUAAAGCACGGGCGUACAUCACUACACUACAAUUCCUUUUUCGCCGGCCUAGUGUUUAUGUUAUUGGGAAAUAAUGUUUUCUGCUUCUGCUUGGGUCGCUUUUUAGUCGACUAAGGGUGAGACGGAACAUAGUGUGUGUUUUAACGAUUGGAUUCCUUGUUAAUAGAAGCUGUGAAUUGGACUUCUCUUUUU
Molecule: messenger RNA, 1959 nt
Organism: Punica granatum (pomegranate)
Lineage: Eukaryota; Viridiplantae; Streptophyta; Magnoliopsida; Myrtales; Lythraceae
Source: RefSeq, a predicted model, not a curated record